AUGGUCAAACUAUUUUCUUUAUUGUCUUUUUACAUUCCAACUCUCAUGGUUACCACUGGAGCUAUAGAAACUUUUUCGGGUUUAGCACUUCAAAGAUUUCUUAGAUGUGUUCAAACUUUUGCACCUGAAAAUUACCAAUAUGGAAUUUCAAUGGAUAAAAAAAUUAUAAUAUUUCCUGAGAUUAGGCGUCAUUUGAAUAUCACUGGUACUGAUGGUCCAAUACUUGCUUGUAUCCAAGGCUUUCUGACGGGCCAUGCCGAAAUGACAAUGACCGAGCGUGAUGGUGCAGACAUGUAUUAUACUUUCCAGGAUGGGAUACAUCAAUUGAAUGCUGGUGCACAAGAGCAUAUCGAGCAAUUUGAGCUUGUCUAUCACGAUAGAACGAUACCUGAGGACAUGUUACAACGAAUGAAUCAAAAGCUUAAAGAGCACAAGGAAAAAUAUGGUUGA
Molecule: messenger RNA, 450 nt
Organism: Hansenula anomala
Lineage: Eukaryota; Fungi; Ascomycota; Saccharomycetes; Phaffomycetales; Wickerhamomycetaceae
Exons: 1
Coding region: 1-450 (149 amino acids)
Source: RefSeq, a predicted model, not a curated record